GUGCCAGGCCUGCUGAACCUGGGCAACACGUGUUUCAUGAAUUCCCUGCUGCAGGGCCUGUCCUCCUGCCCCUCGUUCAUCAGGUGGCUGGAGGAGUUCACAGCCCAGUACAGGACGGAGCAGGAGCAGCCCCAGGAGCAGCCCCAGCACCUCUCCGUGACUCUGCUGCAGCUCCUCAGAGCCCUGUCGUGCCAGGAGGUGCCAGAGGACGAUGUCCUGGAUGCCAGCUGCCUGCUGGAGGUGCUCAGGAUGAACAGGUGGCAGAUCUCCUCCUUUGAGGAGCAGGAUGCCCAUGAGCUGUUCCAUGUCCUGACCUCUUCCCUGGAGGACGAGCGGGAUCGGCAGCCCCGUGUGACCCAUCUGUUUGAUGUGCAUUCCCUGGAGCAACCAGAAAUAAUCCAAAAGCAAAUAAGCUGCAGAACAAGAGGAUGUCUUCCCCCUGUGUCCAACCACUGGAAAUCUCAGCACCCUUUCCAUGGAAGGCUGACCAGCAACAUGGUCUGCAAACACUGUGAGCACCAGAGCCCUGUGAGGUUUGACACCUUUGACAGCCUCUCCCUGAGCAUUCCAGCGGCUGUGUGGGGUCGUCCCAUGACACUGGACCAUUGCCUCCAUCACUUCAUCUCCUCAGAGUCUGUCAAGGAUGUUGUGUGUGACAACUGCACCAAAAUCCAGGCACAAGGAAUUCUGAAUGGACAGAGCAUAGAAAACCAGAGAACAACAUUUGUUAAGCAAUUAAAGUUAGGAAAGCUGCCCCAGUGUUUGUGCAUCCACCUGCAAAGGCUGAGCUGGUCAAACCAAGGCACUCCCCUGAAGAGACACGAACACGUCCAGUUCAACGAGUUCCUGGUCAUGGACAUCUACAAAUAUCGAGUUCCUGGUCCUAAAUCCUGCCAGGAGCAGCUCAGCCAGAAAAACCCUGAGGAGACAACCCCUGGAAUAAAGGAUGGGAGAGCAGGGAAACCUUCAGAUGCAGAACAACCAGCUGGUACCAAACCUCUCUUCAUGAAUGGUGCCUCCUCUUCCUCCUCCUCCUCUCCCUCAUUUUUAAUGUCCCCAGGAACUUUCCCACUUGCUGCAUUCCCUGAGUGCAGUCCCAGCCCUCGGGGUCAUCCCAGCCCUUGGGGUCAUCCCAGCCCUCAGGGUCAUCCCAGCCCUUGGGGUCAUCCUAACCUUUGGGAUGGUCACAGCCCUCAGGGUCAUUCCAGCCCUUGGGGUCAUCCCAGCCCUUGGGGUCAUCCCCAAGGGUGAUCGUGGAGAUGGAUUGGGACCCUCCUGGGAUGGUCAUGGCCCUUGGGUUCAUCCCAGCCCUCAGGACCAUCCCAGCCUUUGGGAUUAUCCAAGCCCCUGGGAUGGUCCCAGCCCUUGAGACCAUCCCAGUCCUUGGCAUUAUCCAAGCCCCUGGGAUGCUCCAAGCCCCUGGGAUGCUCCAAGCCCCUGGGAUGGCCCCAGCCCCUGGGAUGGCCCCAGCCCUCAGGAGGUCCCAGCCCUCGGAUGGAGCCUCUCUGUUUAUGCAAACCUCCCCCUGUCCAGGCUCCCUUCCCGGUGGGAGCAGCUGGGAGUUGUGGUUUGUACCCAGGCCCUGCUGUUCCAGCCCCGUGCAGCCCCAGGUGUGUGUUUGAGAAGUGUUUUCUGCCUGUCCCAAGGCUCUGGUCCAUGUCCUGACACCGCACUUUUCCCAGGGAGAUGCUCCAUCCCAUCCCACACAUUUCACUUCCCAAGGGGGAGCCCUGGAAUGGGUUGAUGUCAAGCUGCUGUUGAGGAGCCCCUGCCCAUCCCAAUCCCUUUCCACAAUGCACCAGCCCCUCCAGGUUCCCUUCCCUGUGGCAAUGGCUGGGAAUUGUGUUUUGUACCAAAAUUCCCAGAGCUGUUCCAGCCCCAAGUGUUGAGCAGCCUUUGUCUGUCAGGCAGGGAUUUUAUCCCAAGGCUCCAUUCCCAGUGGGGAGCCCUGGGAGGGGGUGAUGGGAAGCUGCUGUUGGCAGUGAUUUAAGACACAAAAGUGCCUUGAGCUUCCCUGAGCAGCUGCAUUGCCACUGGGCCAGCCCUCUGCAUGCCCACUGUGUCCUGGGAAUGCCUCACACCCAUGGGAUGAACCCAUGGAAUCCCAUUUCUCCUGACCCACCAAGUCAAGGCAUCUCCCCAAACUGCCCCCCAUCCAAAAGAUUUCCCUGGUCACACAAUUUUCCUCCCACUUUACUUCUUUAUAUUAUAAAUUCCUUCUCCUGAUUUAAAUUGCUUUAUCCAGGAGAUAAUUUUGUAUCUAUUGAGAGCUGAAACCUUAAUUUAUUGCUCCAUACCUUUGGAAUCCAGCUGGAAUCAGCACAUGGAAGUGUUUGCUAGUGCUCAGUGUUGUCAUUUCCUCCAGCACUGUUGAAUCCAGUUGUUUUGUAGCAUCAACUACAACUUUUAAUGCUGUGAUUUCCAAGCUGCUGUAACUGUUCUAGACUUGCCCUUCCCAUUUUAUUGCUGGAAUCUGCUAUUCCCAGCACUGGGAUCCAUGCUCCUGGCUUGCAGCUCAGCUGAAGAGCAGCCCCUGGCCUUGUUAAAUGGAAUAUAAACACCAGGGCCAGGACUGGUGGGCACUUACUGGUCUUAUGAAGAAAUCUGGGAAUCCUGCAUCAGCUCCAGGCUGCCCUGUAAAUAGAAAUAAGGGGAAUUCUGCUGCUCUGGAUUGUUUGAUGUGCAAAAAAAAAAAAAAAAUUAAAAAAAAAUCCCAAAGCACAGAGGGAAAAGCAGCAAAAAUCCUCUUUUAAAAACCUGCUUUUAAAUGACCAGGAAUAAAAUAUGUAGGUUGUUUUUAGCUCUUUUCUGUCCUUGUAAGCUUGGAGGAGAAAAAUCCCUCAUCAGACAAGCUUUUUUUUUUUUUUUCAGUGUGAAGUUUUGAAAUAACAACUGUCUUAAAUAGUUUUUUUAGGGCAACUUUGUACCUCAUGAAUUCAUAGUGCUGCCCAAAGCUCGGGGGUGUUCCCACUUCCUCAGGAGAGGCUCCAAACCAGCCAAAGCAUGAGUGGUAAAAUAGGUGGAUAUGCAAAAUUAUUUACAUAACUCAUCAUUCCAGAGUCUGGAGCACAAUUCCUGGCCCAGGUAAAUGCUCAUAGUACAUAAAUAUUGAUAAAUCCACUGCUGGACUGGGACCUGGUUCCUGGCUGUGCUGCACGAGCAGUAGCUUGGUGUUUAACCUGCUUUAAUUUACAGAAAACCAAGAAAACAAACAAAAAGGAUGCAAAAUGCCAAAAAUUUGCUCUGGCCAAUGAAGGGAGAGCUGACAGAGCUGCAGAAGGAGCCAGCCCUCCCUACUGGGAGCCAUCCAAAACCAUCACCCCAACAUCUCCCUGCAGCAGAUCUGCCCCUGCACCCCAGAACUGAAACCAUUUCCAGUGCCAGCAGUGGCUGUCCUGCAUUCUCCAGGCUCAAUGCUCUGCUUGGGGGGGGUUUUCCUGAAUUUGGGGGGUUUUUUCUUGGAUUUGGGGGGGUUUUUCCUGGAUUUAGGGGUUCAGCUGAGGUUGUGCUGGAGGAGGGGCAGAGAACACGCACACUAUGGACUGAAACCUGAAAUCUGGCAGCUGGGACCAGCAGGUUUUCUUUGCCAAGAGCUGUGGAUUGACUCUGGAUCUCCCUCAAGGGCUAUCAAGGGGAGGGUUGAGCCUUUUUUUUUGGCUUUGCUUGGUGGGGAGGAGUAAAUGAGCUUGGCUUAACCCUCAGGUGAGGAUGGGAGCAAAGCCCAGCACCUCAGUCGUGGCCCUGAGCUGUGCCAGAUCCUGCCAGCCCCCUGUGAGCUGGGGGUCCCUGCAGGCUUUGGGAGCUCAUUCUCCCCUCUGGAGGGCACUGGGAUCUGUUUUCCAAUGGAGAUCACUGGAAUUUGUGCAGGUGUUUGGGAACCAGCCCUCCCCUUUGCAGGGCUCUGUGUUUGCCAGCCCAGCCUCCCCUUUGGAGAGCACUGGGAUCUGUCUUUCCAGAGGUCACAGAAUUCUGUGUUUUCCAGCUAAAUCUCCCCUCUGGAGGUCACUGGGAUCUGUUUUCCAGCCAAACCUCCCCUCUGGGAGGGCUCUGUGUAUCCACAAGGCUCAAACUUUGGUACUCGUCCCUCCCAAGCUGCCAUGGUGGAGAAGAUGUUAAUAAAUUGUAAAGAAUGAAGAGCUCCAAGAUGA
Molecule: messenger RNA, 4148 nt
Organism: Zonotrichia albicollis (white-throated sparrow)
Lineage: Eukaryota; Metazoa; Chordata; Aves; Passeriformes; Passerellidae
Source: RefSeq, a predicted model, not a curated record